UUGAAAGGCGGCGGGAGGCGGCGGGCGCGAUGGCGAGCCUGGAGCGCCUGCUGUGCGUGCUGAGCCUGCUCCUGUGCUGGGCGGCCAGCCCCGGGCUGUGCGCUCCUCGAGCCUCCACCUCCGAGAAGCCCAUCAUCGAUAUUUGCCUAUGGUUUUCUCCCUCAUCUCUCUGAAGCCGCGGCUCAAAUGUCAUGUUCUGCCUUCUCAGAAAGGGAGGAUCCUCAGGGAGGAUUUACCUGGCCAUCAUAUGAGUAUUAAUGCAAACGUGCAGUAAGGAAAUGAAAAGCCUGGGGAAAUACUACAUUGCUGCAUCCUAUGUAAAAUAUCUGGAGUCUGCAGGUGCAAGAGUAGUACCGAUAAGACCUGAUCUUACCAAAGAAGAGUAUGAAAGGCUUUUCCGGUCUAUUAAUGGGAUCCUUUUCCCUGGAGGAAGCGCGAAUCUCAAGAAGUCAGGUUACGCCCUCGCAGCCAAAAAAUUUUACAACUUGGCCAUACAGAGUUUCGAUGAUGGAGACUAUUUUCCUGUGUGGGGCACAUGCCUUGGAUUUGAAGAGCUUUCGUAUCUGAUUAGUGGGGAGUGCUUAUUAACGCUCACGAAAACGGAAGGAGUUACGAUGCCGCUCAACUUCACCAAAGGUGCAUUCCAGAGCAGAAUGUUCCAGAAUUUUCCUGCUGACUUGUUGAUGUCAUUAUCACUGGAACCUCUAACUGCAAAUUUCCACAAGUGGAGCCUCUCCAUGACGAAUUUUACGAUGAAUGAAAAGUUAAAGAAGUUUUUCAAUGUGUUAACUACAAAUACAGAUGGCGAGACUGAGUUUAUUUCAACCAUGGAAGGGUACAGGUACCCAGUAUACGGUGUCCAGUGGCAUCCGGAGAAAGCACCUUACGAGUGGGGGAAGUUAGAAGGUAUUUCUCAUGCUCCAAAUGCUGUGAUGGCGGCGUUUUAUUUAGCAGAGUUCUUUGUUGCUGAAGCUCGGAAAAACAGUCAUCAUUUUGAAUCUGACGUGGAAGAGAAUAAAGCACUGAUUUAUCAGUUCCGUCCAGUUUAUACUGGAAAUAUUUCCUCAUCAUUUCAGCAAAGUUAUAUAUUUGAUUGAAAGCCUGCCAUGUGUUAACACAGGAAUUUGGGAUAAUUCCACUAUUAAACUGUUGUAAUAACUUGCUACUCAUGGCAAUAAUGGAAAGCCACAGAGAUUCCUUUUCUGUAAUGUUCCUGGUUCUGAUUCUUCAUUUAGUGUGUUUGAAUAUUUAUAUCACAUUUGAAAAUUAAUCAGUGAGACAGAUUAAAAAAUCACAGUGUAUUCCAUGGAAAAGAUUUUAUGUGAAACUUAAAACAAAAUAAAUGUAUUGAAAAUCCAAA
Molecule: messenger RNA, 1360 nt
Organism: Neofelis nebulosa (Clouded leopard)
Lineage: Eukaryota; Metazoa; Chordata; Mammalia; Carnivora; Felidae
Gene: GGH
Product: gamma-glutamyl hydrolase
Exons: 10
Coding region: 258-1097 (279 amino acids)
Biological process (GO): tetrahydrofolylpolyglutamate metabolic process
Cellular component (GO): vacuole
Molecular function (GO): gamma-glutamyl-peptidase activity
Source: RefSeq, a predicted model, not a curated record